This is a messenger RNA of Clarias gariepinus (North African catfish), 6381 nucleotides long. RefSeq names its product deleted in malignant brain tumors 1 protein-like. Lineage: Eukaryota; Metazoa; Chordata; Actinopteri; Siluriformes; Clariidae. The record is from RefSeq and is a predicted model, not a curated record. The coding region runs from base 1 to 6381 and encodes 2126 amino acids. The transcript has 24 exons. Gene Ontology annotation, cellular component: membrane.
AUGUGCGUCCAGGGCCGUCGGGGAACGGGCAAAGGCUGGAGCUCUCCGGAAUGUGUGCCGAGUCCCUGGGUGUCCUGCGACGGGCGAGGAGUGCCCCCACUGGAGAACUUCGGGGACCAGACGCUGAGGAACAAAGAGUCGUCCAGGCGGCGCACCUGUCGGCCCAGUCUCCGCAGCCUGAGCCUGGCGAACCCUUGUCUCUAUGUCCCAGUGGAUGGGCUGGUGAAUGGUCACAGUAACUGCUGUGGUCGAGUGGAGAUCCAGCACAAAGCCCAGUGGGGAACAGUGUGUGAUGAUGACUGGGACUUAAAGGAUGCAGAGGUGGUGUGUAGACAGCUUGGAUGUGGUAAAGCAGUCAGCGCUCCUCAUAAUGCCCGCUUUGGUCAGGGAAGUGAACCAACCUGGCUGGAUAAUGUUCGAUGUAAUGGAACUGAGAGCUACAUAGAUCAGUGCUUACAUGGAGGAUUUGGAGUAGAGAACUGUGGACAUGGGGAAGAUGCUGGAGUUGUUUGCCUGAUUCAUAAGCAGAUCAGGCUGGUGAAUGGUACGGGUAACUGCUGUGGUCGAGUGGAGAUCCUGCACAACACCCAGUGGGGAACAGUGUGUGAUGAUGACUGGGACUUAAAGGAUGCAGAGGUGGUGUGUAGACAGCUUGGAUGUGGUAAAGCAGUCAGCGCUCCUCAUAAUGCCCGCUUUGGUCAGGGAAGUGAACCAACCUGGCUGGAUGAUGUUCGGUGUAAUGGAACUGAGAGCUACCUAUAUCAGUGCUCACACAGAGGAUUUGGGGUAGAGAACUGUGGACAUGAUAGAGAUGCUGGAGUCGUGUGCUUAAAUUUGCAGAGUCCUACACUGACUUGGAUCUCCUCAAAUUCUGUGGUCUCACCUGGAGAAGUCCUUCAGUUCAGAUGUUCCACACCCAGCCCAACAUGCAUUUCUGUAGACUUCAGUUUGUAUAAAACUGGGACAUUAAUAAAGAAGCAAACAGCAGAGACUACAACAACAUUUACUCUGACUGUAGAUGAAUCACAUCAGGGCCAGUACGCCUGUGACUACUCAUACAGGGAAAGUAACUCUACAUCUUCCAGGAGCAGCUCCAUUAGCAUCACUGUGGCUCAUAACCAGAUCAGACUGGUGAAUGGUCACAGUAACUGCUGUGGUCGAGUGGAGAUCCAGCACAAAGCCCAGUGGGGAACAGUGUGUGAUGAUGACUGGGACUUAAAGGAUGCAGAGGUGGUGUGUAGACAGCUUGGAUGUGGUAAAGCAGUCAGCGCUCCUCAUAGUGCCCGCUUUGGUCAGGGAAGUGAACCAACCUGGCUGGAUAAUGUUCGAUGUAAUGGAACUGAGAGCUACAUAGAUCAGUGCUUACAUGGAGGAUUUGGAGUAGAGAACUGUGGACAUGGGGAAGAUGCUGGAGUUGUUUGCCUAAAUUUACAGAGUCCCACACUGACUCGGAUCUCCCCAAACUCUGUGGUCUCACCUGGAGAAGUCCUUCAGUUCAGAUGUUCCACACCCAGCCCAACAUGCAUCUCUGUAGACUUCAGUUUGUAUAAAACUGGGACAUUAAUAAAGAAGCAAACUGCAGAGACUACAACAACAUUUACUCUGACUGUAGAUGAAUCACAUCAGGGCCAGUACACCUGUGACUACUCAUACAGGGAAAGUAACUCUACAUCUUCCAGGAGCAGCUCCAUUACCAUCACUGUGGCUCAUAACCAGAUCAGACUGGUGAAUGGUCACAGUAACUGUUGUGGUCGAGUGGAGAUCCAGCACAAAGCCCAGUGGGGAACAGUGUGUGAUGAUGACUGGGACUUAAAGGAUGCAGAGGUGGUGUGUCGACAGCUUGGAUGUGGUAAAGCAGUCAGCGCUCCUCAUAAUGCCCGCUUUGGUCAGGGAAGUGAACCAACCUGGUUGGACGAUGUUCGGUGUAAUGGGACUGAGAGCUACAUAGAUCAGUGCUCACACAGAGGAUUUGGAGUAGAGAACUGUGGACAUGAUAAAGAUGCUGGAGCCGUGUGCUUAAAUUUGCAGAGUCCCACACUGACUCAGAUCUCCCCAAACUCUGUGGUCUCACCUGGAGAAGUCCUUCAGUUCAGAUGUUCCACACCCAGCCCAACAUGCAUCUCUGUAGACUUCAGUUUGUAUAAAACUGGGACAUUAAUAAAGAAGCAAACUGCAGAGACUACAACAACAUUUACUUUGACUGUAGAUGAAUCGCAUCACAGCCAGUACACCUGUGACUACACAUACAGGGAAAGUAACUCUACAUCAUCCAGCAGCAGCUCCAUUAUUAUCACUGUGGUGAACUUGCAGCAGCCCAAUAUAUCUUUCAGCGCUGCCGAUGGACCAGAAGUGACCAGGGGCUACAGCUUCUCCAUUAUCUGCUCCAUUGAACCUCAGUAUCCAGGAGGUUCCUUCCACUUGGAGCUCAGUGGAUCCAUCAUCACCAGGACUCAGUCAGCUGUUAACCACUCAGCUGUCUUUCUUUUUCCUGAGGCAGAUUUUGUCCAUCAAGGAAACUACAGCUGUACUUAUGAAGUCAACGUGUCUUCACGCACCUUUACCUCUACUGCUACUGAACCCCUGUUCAUCACUGUGAUGGAUGGCGCUAACAUACGGCUCAUUAAUGGCAGUAACUCCUGCUCUGGUAGAGUGGAAGUCUAUUAUAAUAACCAGUGGGGAACAGUGUGUGAUGAUGACUGGGACAUGAGUGAUGCACAGGUGGUGUGUAGACAACUUAGAUGUGGUAAUGCUGUCAGCGCUCAUCAAAGUGCUGCCUUUGGUCAGGGAAGUGGCUCAAUAUGGAUGCAUGAUGUUCAGUGUUCUGGAAGUGAAAGCAGCAUCACACAGUGCUCUCACAGGGGAUUUGGAAAACAUGACUGUACCCAUAGUGAAGAUGCUGGUGUUACCUAUUCUUAUAAAGAGAUCAGACUGGUGAAUGGUGCGAGUAACUGCUGUGGUAGAGUGGAGAUUCGGCACAAAGCCCAGUGGGGAACAGUGUGUAGUGAUGACUGGGACCUAAAGGAUGCAGAGGUGGUGUGUAGACAGCUUGGAUGUGGUAAAGCAGUCAGUGCUCCUCAUAAUGCCCGCUUUGGUCAGGGAAGUGAACCAACCUGGCUGGAUGAUGUUCAGUGUACUGGGACUGAGAGCUACCUAUAUAAGUGCUCACACAGAGGAUUUGGAGUAGAGAACUGUGGACAUGGUGAAGAUGCUGGAGUCGUGUGCUCGAAUUUGCAGAGUCCCACAAUGACUCGGAUCUCCCCAAACUCUGUGGUCUCACCCGGAGAAGUCCUUCAGUUCAGAUGUUCCACACCCAGCACAACAUGCAUCUCUGUAGACUUCAGUUUGUAUGAAACUGGGACAUUAAUAAAGAAGCAAACUGCAGAGACUACAACAACAUUUACUCUGACUGUAGAUGAAUCACAUCAGGGCCAGUACACCUGUGACUACACAUACAGGGAAAGUAACUCUAUAUCAUCCAGGAGCAGCUCCAUUACCAUCACUGUGGGAAACUUGCAGAAGCCCAGUAUAUCCUUCAGUGCUGCUGGUAAAGCAAAAAUAACAAGGGGCUACAGCUUCUCCAUCAUCUGCUCCACUGAACCUCAGUAUCCAGGAGGUUUGUUCAACUUGGAGCUCAGUGGAUCCAACAUCACCAGAACUCAGUCAGCUGUUAACCACUCAGCUGUCUUCCUUUUUUCUGAGGCAGAUUUUGUCCAUCAAGGAAACUACAGCUGUACUUAUAAAGUCAACGUGUCUUCACGCACCUUUACCUCCCCUCCCACUGAACCUCUGUUCAUCACUGUGAAAGAUGGCUCCAAUAUCAGGCUGGUGAAUGCUCCAAAUUACUGCUGUGGUCGAGUGGAGAUCAGGCACAACGACCAGAGGGGAACAGUGUGUGAUCAUUCCUGGGACUUAAAGGAUGCAGAGGUGGUGUGUAGACAGCUUGGAUGUGGUAAAGCAAUAAUCGCUUCUCGUAAUGCCCGCUUUGGUCAAGGAAGUGAACCAACCUGGCUGGAUGAUGUUCAGUGUACUGGAACUGAGAGCUACAUAGAUCAGUGCUCACACAGAGGAUUUGGAGUAGAGAACUGUGAACAUCAUGAAGAUGCUGGAGUCGUGUGUUUAAUUCAUAAUGAGAUUACAUUGGUCAAUGGUGCGAGAAACUGUUGUGGUCGAGUGGAGAUCAAGCACAAAGCCCAGUGGGGAACAGUAUGUGAUCAUUCCUGGGACUUAAAGGAUGCAGAGGUGGUGUGUAGACAGCUUGGAUGUGGUAAAGCAGUCAGCGCUCCCCAUAAUGCCCGCUAUGGUCAGGGAAAUGAACCAACCUGGCUCAGUGAUGUUCAGUGUACUGGGACUGAGAGCUACAUAGAUCAGUGCUCACACAGAGGAUUUGGAAUAGAGGACUGUGAACAUCAUGAAGAUGCUGGAGUCGUGUGCUUAAAUUUGCAGACUCCCACACUGACUCGGAUCUCCCCAAAUUCUGUGGUCUCACCUGAAGAAGUCCUUCAGUUCAGAUGUUCCACACCCAGCCCAACAUGCAUCUCUGUAGACUUCAGUUUGUAUAAAACUGGGACAUUAAUAAAGAAGCAAACUGCAGAGACUACAACAACAUUUACUCUGACUGUAGAUGAAUCACAUCAGGGCCAGUACACCUGUGACUACACAUAUACGGAAAGUAACUCUAUAUCAUCCUGGAGCAGCUCCAUUACCAUCACUGUAGUGAACUUGCAGCAGCCUAAUGUCUCCUUCAAUGCUGGGGGUGGAUGGUUCUACUGGGAGUCUGAUGGACCAGAAGUGACCAGGGGCUACAGCUUCUCUAUCAUCUGCUUCACUGAACCUCAGUAUCCAGGAGGUUCCUUCCACUUGGAGCUCAGUGGAUCCAACAUCACCAGGACUCUGGCUGUUAACCACUCAGCUGUCUUCCUUUUUCCUGAGGCAGAUUUUGUCCAUCAGGGAAACUACAGCUGUACUUAUGAAGUCAAUGUGUCUUCACGCACCUUUGCCUCCACUGCCAGUGAACCCCUGUUCAUCACUGUGAAAGAUGGCGCUAAUCUACAACUCGUUGGUGGCAGUAACUUCUGCUCUGGUAGAGUGGAAGUCUAUUAUAAUAACCAGUGGGGAACAGUGUGUGAUGAUGACUGGGACAUGAAGGAUGCGCAUGUGGUGUGUAGACAGCUUGGAUGUGGUAAUGCUGGCAGUGCUCAUAAAAAUGCUACCUUUGGUCAGGGAAGUGGCCCAAUAUGGCUAGAUGAUGUUCAGUGUUCUGGAAAUGAAACCACCAUCACACAAUGCUUACAUAGAGGGUUUGGAAAACACAACUGUGUCCAUGGUGAAGAUGCUGGUGUUACUUGCUCAGGCCAUUAUGCGAUCAGGCUUAUUAAUGGUCGCAGUAACUGUUGUGGUCGAGUAGAGAUCCAGCACAAAGCCCAGUGGGGAACAGUGUGUGAUCAUUCAUGGGACUUAAAGGAUGCAGAGGUGGUGUGUAGACAGCUUGGAUGUGGUAAAGCAGUCAGCGCUCCUCAUAAUGCCCGCUUCGGUCAGGGAAGUGAACCAACCUGGCUGGAUGAUGUUCAGUGUACAGGAACUGAGAGCUACAUAGAUCAGUGCUCACACAGAGGAUUUGGAGUAGAGGACUGUCCACAUCAUGAAGAUGCUGGAGUCGUGUGCUCAGAUUUGCAGAGUCCUACAAUGACUUGGAUCUCAUCAAACUCUGUGGUCUCACCUGGAGAAGUCCUUCAGUUCAGAUGUACCACACCCAGCCCAACAUGCAUCUCUGUAGACUUCAGUUUGUAUAAAACUGGGACAUUAAUAAAGAAGCAAACUGCAGAGACUACAACAACAUUUACUCUGACUGUAGAUGAAUCACAUCAGGGCCAGUACACCUGUGACUACACAUACAGGGAAAGUAACUCCAUAUCAUCCAGGAGCAGCUCCAUUACCAUCACUGUGGUGAACCUGCAGCAGCCCAGCAUUUUCUUACAUGUUGCUGAUGGACCAAAAGUAACAAGGGGCUACAGCUUCUCCAUCAUCUGCUCCACUGAACCUCAGCAUCCAGGAGGCUUCUUCCACUUGGUGCUCAGUAGAUCCAACAUCACCAGGACUCAGUCAGCUGUUAAUCAUUCAGCUCUAUUCUUCUUUCCUGAGGCAGAUUUUGUUCAUCAGGGAAACUACAGCUGUACUUAUGAAGUUAACGUGUCUUCACGCUCCUUUACCUCCCCUCCCACUGAACCGCUGUUCAUUACGGUGAAAGCAUCUCUGACUCCUUACAUUGCUGUUGGAGCGACAGCAGGACUGCUUCUCAUCUUAGUACCAGUCAUCAUAUGCUUGGUGAAAACACAGAAAAGGAAAAAUUGUCAAGAGGAUAAGAUCUAUGAUAUACGUUGUUGA